Eublepharis macularius is the source of this 2456-nucleotide messenger RNA. It is a transcript of the gene SRSF10, whose product is annotated as serine and arginine rich splicing factor 10. Bases 104 to 892 code for a protein of 262 amino acids. The transcript has 6 exons. The record is from RefSeq and is a predicted model, not a curated record. Lineage: Eukaryota; Metazoa; Chordata; Lepidosauria; Squamata; Eublepharidae. Gene Ontology annotation, molecular function: RNA binding.
CACAAGGCGGUUGGGCUCGAGGCGCUUCUUCUUCCCUCCCCCGUAGGAAGGACAGCUUUCCUGUCCGCCAGCCAACAUCGAGUCGGCCACCUACGCGAGCGCCAUGUCUCGCUACUUGCGGCCUCCCAAUACCUCGCUCUUCGUCCGGAACGUGGCCGACGACACCAGGUCUGAAGAUUUGCGUCGUGAAUUUGGUCGUUACGGACCUAUCGUCGAUGUGUAUGUUCCUCUGGAUUUCUACACUCGUCGGCCAAGAGGUUUUGCUUAUGUUCAAUUUGAAGAUGUCCGUGAUGCUGAAGAUGCCCUUCAUAAUUUGGAUCGGAAGUGGAUAUGUGGCCGUCAGAUAGAAAUACAGUUUGCUCAAGGAGAUCGGAAAACACCAAACCAAAUGAAAGCCAAGGAAGGAAGAAAUGUGUACAGCUCUUCUCGUUACGAUGACUAUGACAGAUACAGGCGUUCUAGAAGCCGCAGCUAUGAAAGAAGGCGUUCAAGAAGCCGAUCCUUCGACUACAACUAUCGCCGAUCUUAUAGUCCUAGAAACAGUAGACCUGCUGGAAGACGUCGCCGUAGCAGAAGUCGUUCAGAUAAUGAUAGGUUCAAACACCGUAACCGAUCUUUUUCAAGGUCAAAGUCCAAUUCAAGAUCGCGAUCUAAGUCACCACCCAAAAAAGAAAUGAAGGCUAAAUCACGUUCUAGGUCUGCGUCUCGUACUAAAUCUAGAGGCACUUCUAAAACGGAUUCUAAGGCACACUAUAAGUCCAGCUCGAGAUAUGAAAAAGAACCGAGGAAAAAAGAACCAGCUAGAUCCAAAUCUCAGUCAAGAUCUCAUUCUAGAUCUAGAUCAAAAUCCAGAUCCCGGUCAUGGGCUAGUCCCAAGUCCAGUGGCCACUAACAGUGUACCUUGUUUUUUAGGCAUGUAAAACCCAAUUACACAGUUGAGUUAUAAUGUUGCAGCAUUGCUUAAAAUAUCUUUGUCAGUUUUCCCUGUAGCAGGCAACUAUUAAAAUUAAAUCACAAAUUGAGAACCUUAUACAAGAGUCCACUUUGUUAAAUGUCAUGGGCAGCUACUUGAAGUUGUUGUGGUGUCUAUGUAUAUUUUUGUAAUACACUUGCAUUUUUAUGCUUCAAAUAUUGAUGGUACCUUGAUUAUGACCAUAGUUUACAGCAUUGUCCUAACAAUUUCAUCCAAAAAGGAAAUGUUCGUUCUAACUGUUCCAAGAACAUAUAGUUAUUUAAAUUGCCCAGAAAUUCCUGCUGAAUAAGUGGAAAAUUGGGCAGCUAGGAUGAAACACUGACUGCUGAAAAUAUAAACUGGUCAUCUCAGUUUCUAGAUCAAAAAGGGAAGAUAGUUUGUAUUCUCCAUGAUAUUAAGAUGGCUGGUUCCUAGAGCAAGUGGAAAGAUGGUGUUGAAGUGUUGGUAGUAUAACAGAGUGGGCAGAGAUGUGGAGAGCUUAUUGUGAGUCUUGUCAAGAUUUUAGGAGUCUCCUGAUAUUUCAACCCCUACAAGUGGAUGGUGGUGUUCCACUCAAUAAUUAGGUAAAUGUGUUUACACUUAGAUGCAGUAUAGAAUAUCAAGUUAUUGUGAGCGGUUGCCCAAAUUGCUUAGGGUUUCUUGCUGUAUAGACACAAUUAAAACAUCUGAUUAGUAUGUGUGGUAUAUCAGAACUAAAAUUUUUUGCCGAUGACUUCAUUUAGGUAGCUUUUUGUCCAUUGGUACCAAUUUCCAGCCAGGCCUGUAAUCCUAAUUGGCAGCUUAAGUUUUUACCUCCUUUGAGUGGCAAGUCUCAAUUUGUUCCAUUUGCUUUUAGUUUGUUGUAUCUAAACUGAAAUUGAAAAAAAUUGCCAUGGUCUAAUCUCAAGUAUUCCCCGGAGAGGGCAUGAUCUUGUAUUAUGAACGUAGCUUUUCUAUUGAAAUGUGUAAAAAGCCAGCCUCUGACAGCCAGUGGCCAUUGUCUUCUGUUGAGGACAAAUUAAUGUUGAUAAAGAAUGCUGUUUUCAAAUUCAACAGGGCCUUUCUGAUCAGAAGCUAGCUUUUUGAAAUACUGGCGGUAGAACAUGUUUAAAGGGUGACUCUAAAACCUUUGUAUAUUUGAUAGUAUUUCUAACUUUGGUUAUUGUUGAUGUUCAUGUUCUGCUAUGCAAUCAUUUAUAUCCACGUUCCUUUUAAUUUUGUAGACUUCUCCCUGAUGUAUAGUUUGAAACAACACGGUGUAUUGUUAAAAACUGUAGCAUUAGAAUGCAGCUCUGGACAGAGGAAAGUUGUGGAAAUAAACUUUGUAUUUCCUUUCUUAUAGAGGCUUCUUAAAAGGUAUUUUUAUAUGUUCUUUUUAACAAAUGUUGUGUAUGACUUUAAAACAUUGAUGUUUUGAUCAAAAUAUAGACCCAGCUUAUUCUCUUGCUUGCUGUAAAUCUAGCAAACACGCUGUAAUAAAAAAAGAAAUACUGAUCUUCUAGAA